Molecule: messenger RNA, 3425 nt
Organism: Plectropomus leopardus (leopard coralgrouper)
Lineage: Eukaryota; Metazoa; Chordata; Actinopteri; Perciformes; Serranidae
Gene: slc30a9
Product: solute carrier family 30 member 9
Biological process (GO): transmembrane transport; zinc ion transport; intracellular zinc ion homeostasis
Cellular component (GO): membrane; endoplasmic reticulum
Molecular function (GO): monoatomic cation transmembrane transporter activity
Source: RefSeq, a predicted model, not a curated record
CCUUACGUCCACAGCGGCGUUACCAUCAGUUGGACCAUAGAUUCCCAAAAUGGAUACAGAUUAUGCAGAACAAACCUCAAAUUAGAAAGCGAGUUCCUGCUCUCCGGUGCCGAGCCCCGUUACAGUGAGGAUGUUCCCCAGCCUGGCCCACAGACCAUGGCAUGUCUUCUGCAGGGUCUCCAUGCAGCACAGGGCGCCCCUGUCUCAGCGGUCCCCGAGGUUCAGUCAGCUGUGUUACGGUUGGCAGAACGGAGGCAUACAUAACUUUUGGUUCAGCCUCCCAGACUGCCGUGCUGCUUCUUUAGGACUUGGCAAGGUGCAGUACUACUCUACCUCUGGCCACAGUAAAGAUGGUCCCCCAAAAUCAGCAUCAGGUGGUCCUCCAACAGCAGAAAAGGUCCUGUCUGCUGCUGCAAAAGCUGCCCCAGCUUCACCAGCAGAAGGAAAUGACACUGGUUCACCUCAGGGGCUGACUAAAGCUGAGACAAUUCAAGUAAAAGUGCGGGCAGUCCUAAAGAAAAGGGAAUAUGGAGCCAAAUACACUCAGAACAACUUUAUCACAGCAGUCAGAGCCAUGAAUGAGUUCUGCCUCAAACCAAGUGAUCUGGAACAGCUCCGAAAGAUCAGAAGACGCAGCCCUCACGACGACACGGAGGCGUUCACUGUCUUUUUGCGGUCAGACGUGGAGGCCAAAGCACUGGAGGUUUGGGGAAGCCACGAAGCUCUGGCCCGAGAGAGAAAUCUCAGAAAAGAGGUGGAGAGAGAGUACCAAGAGAAUAUUUUUCGGAAUCAACAGUUGUUGAAGGAAUACAAAGACUUUUGGGGAAACACUAAGCCUCGAUCAGGCCAGAGGACAACUUUCCUGCAGGGGCCGGGGAAGGUCGUCAUGGUCGCUAUUUGCAUCAAUGGGCUGAACUUCUUCUUCAAGCUCCUGGCCUGGGUCUACACUGGCUCAGCGAGCAUGUUCUCCGAGGCCAUCCACUCUCUGGCCGACACCUGCAACCAGGCUCUGCUCGCUCUGGGAAUCAGCCAGUCUGUCCGCAACCCUGACGCUGGGCACCCGUACGGCUUCUCCAACAUGCGCUACAUCGCCUCCCUCAUCAGUGGGGUGGGCAUUUUUAUGAUGGGAGCAGGCCUCUCCUGGUACCAUGGCAUCAUGGGAUUGUUGCACCCAGAGCCCAUUGAAUCUUUGUUAUGGGCUUACUGUAUUUUGGCGGGCUCUCUGGUGUCUGAAGGAGCCACGUUACUAGUAGCUAUCAAUGAGAUUAAGAGGAGCGCCCACCUGAAUGGACUGUCUUUUUAUGAAUAUGUAAUGCAGAGUCGAGACCCCAGUACGAAUGUGGUGCUGCUGGAGGACGCUGCCGCAGUGUUAGGGGUCAUCAUGGCUGCUGGCUGCAUGGGACUCACCUCCCUCACAGGUAACCCCUACUACGACAGUUUGGGCUCUCUCGGCGUGGGCACGCUGCUGGGCACCGUCUCAGCGUUCCUCAUCUACACCAACACAGAGGCUCUGCUGGGUCGCUCCAUACAGGCUGAACGUGUACAGAAGCUUACAGAGUUCCUGGAGAACGACCCCGCAGUAAGGGCCAUCCACGAUGUGAAGGCCACUGAUAUGGGUCUAAGUAAAGUGCGCUUCAAGGCUGAAGUUGACUUUGAUGGCCGAGUGGUGACGCGGUCUUAUCUGGAAAAACAAGACAUUGACCAAAUCCUCAAUGACAUUCAGCAGGUGAAGACGCCCGAAGAGCUUGAGAACUUCAUGCUGAAACACGGGGAGAACAUCAUCGACACUCUGGGGGCUGAGGUGGACCGCUUGGAGAAAGAACUCAAACAACGAAACCCAGAGGUUCGUCACGUGGACUUGGAGAUACUAUAAUAACUGACGGGUCUCUGCUGAGGGAACAUCCUGCUGAACCAAGAACAGGAAAAGAUGAAAGGAGGGCCAAGCCCGCCUCCGUUAUCUGCCUCCCACCCUGACCACCACAAAACAAACCUCCGUCUCUGCACAACUCAUCAAGUCUUACUGUAGAAUAGUCCACAACCGUACUCGAGGUUUGGGCGAGCUUUCUUUUGCGUUGCUUGAACUUCAUUUAGCCGAGAAUUCAACCUGCCGGAAAUCCACUCUCGCAUUAGAGUGAGUGUUUCGAGCUGAAGACUAAGAACUGUCAUUAGUCUCCUUGAAUUUUAAGAGAUCUCUGUUGCAGUUCACACACAUCUGUAGGACAGUUUAGUCUUCUGGUCGUUUGCUUGAACUCAAAAUCCUGCAGGAAUGUGUUUGGAUUCGCUUGAAAUCAUGACGGCUCCUACAACAAAAUCUCAACAGGACCAGUAUCAUUAUUAUUAUCAGACUUAAAUGUGAUGCUUGAACCACAGUUAUAGUGUUUCCUUCAUUAGUACGAAGGAACCUCAGAGCUACAUAUUCAAACUAAUUUUAUUUAAUUGCUAGACAAUAUUAGAUGUUUUUUUUUUUUUUUGUUCUUUUAACGUAAAAGCUGAGAUACUGACAAUGGCACGAUGCUGCUGCGGCUUCUCUAAUGAAGAUGGUUUGUUAUGAAUAGAUUUUAAUGCUAUUACAGAGGAAAAAAUACAAGUUAAAAAGGUAUUAAGACAUUUCAUUGGAUUGUAUGUUAGAGUUGAAGAGUGAGCUAAGGUUAAAUACAGUAGCACUUAUUGAGCAUCAGCUUAUGCAAAAAAAGAAUAAUUAGAAAACAGGUUGUUUUCCCAUAAAAUCAAUAUUUUCCUGUGAUUUUAUGAAGUUGAAAGGCGAACAAAUGUAUUAAUCAUUUAUUGGACUACAAACAUCCUCCCACGCCAAGAACUGACAUUAUAGGCAGCGGCAUCCCUCUCCUUCACUUCUCUCUUUGCCAGCUUCACACUCCAAACAUUGAUGUCCUACAAAAUUUAGUAACUCGUGAAGUCUGGUAGCUGAUCAGCAGGUGACUGGUUGCACUGAUCCAAAAAUGAGGAACUGGAGGGAUGCAGAGUUCCAGUGUAAAUAAGCGGCCCGUGAUGUUAAAAGGUACUAAACGAACAGACCGGCCCCAUCUCAAACAGGCUUUUGUCAUCACCCAGGAUGUCACCCUGUACAGUACAUGUAUCAAAUAAUCAAGUGAAUUAUCUCCUACUUGGUGUUACUGCUGAAACUCUGUGUGAAACAUACAGCGACUGCGCUUUUUUGGCUUUUCAUUUUGCAUUUUACUUUAGUCAGUCACAGCAGCAGCAGAACGGGACACGCCUGCCUGCUCAGACGUGUCAGUCUGCUGCAGGAGGUGAGCCGGAGUCAUGUCAUCUCUGCUGGGAAGGGAGGGUGCAUAUAUAUUUUUGAAGGUGUUAAUAAUGUAAAUUUUCCGGUUGGUUGUAACGAUGUUGCCGUUGCUGAAGGAGUUGGAAUAAAUUUGAAAUAAUUUAUUAAAUUAUUUUUGCUUUCA